AUGUUUGCUAAGAUCGCCGUACUCUGCCUUUUAGUGGCUGCAGCACAAGGAGUAGCAAUUUCUAUUGCAAACGGAGGUCUUGGACUUGGUGGAGGAAUUGGACUUGGUGGAGGAAUUGGAAUUAGCGGAGGACUUGGACUUGGAGAUGGUCUUAUUGGUGGUAAUGGACUUUUGGGACACGGCAUCACUCUUGCUCAUCAACCUGUGGCCAUUGCACAUCAACCAGUAGCCAUUGCCCAUCAACAUGUUGUAGAUCAAUAUGCUCCACCCCAUUAUGAAUUCAAAUAUGGCGUCCACGACGCUCACACUGGUGACAACAAGCAGCAAUCAGAAACUAGAGUAGGAGACACCGUUAAAGGAGAGUACUCACUAGCUGAACCAGAUGGUACUAUUCGUGUUGUUAAAUACACUGCCGAUCCUCAUAAUGGUUUCAACGCCGUAGUCAGUAGAAUAGGUCAUGCUGGACAUCCUCAAGUCGUGCAUAAAGCAGUUGUUGCUGCACCUACGUUGGUGACAAGCCAUGGAUUAGGACUUGGUUUAGGUCUUCAUUAA
This is a messenger RNA of Psylliodes chrysocephalus, 552 nucleotides long. The record is from the annotation of a GenBank genome assembly. Lineage: Eukaryota; Metazoa; Arthropoda; Insecta; Coleoptera; Chrysomelidae.